AUGACGCCGAUUCUCGACUUCCUUGGAACAGCAUUUAACCGCGUGGUGGGAGCGACGCAGAGUGAGAAUGAGCAGGACAAACCCAAUCCGGCCACACACAAAGACGACAACGACGGCAUUGAGGAGCUGGGCAUUGAACUUACGGGAAGCAAACGAGCCGGUGGGAAUGCAACUGGUGAAAGAGCUGUGAAAAGACCACGACGAAGUGGAGACGCAGAGAGACUGCUCCCCCACCACAUCCAGACGCCGAAGGACGCGAAGCCGAUUCCUGUCCCUUCAUACGGUCAAGCAUACGAUAUCGAGGCAGACUGGAACCCACCACCGCGGAAGACAACGCAAGCGAGCAUGGCGGCUGGCCAGCGUCGCGGGAUUCAACCUCAGAACACCUUGACUCGAAAUACACCACAGAGCGGCAAGGCCAAUCGUACAAGUGGUUUCUUCAAACCAUACGCUAAAGGCCAGCCUUCAGCGCAGCUUCAGACUCAGCCCAGUCGAGGUAGCAACGUCACCGCCAGGCCAGACUUUCCAGACGACUUCGAGCAACCACAGUCGAGACCUGCCAAGAAGCGAAAGAUGAGCAACGGCAUGCAUGUCGACCUGACUGAUGACAACGACGAUAUGCCGCUUGGUCAUGCCGUGGCGCGACAGAACAAGAAGCAGUCUGCGAGCCAAGCAUCCGGAUCAUCACAUCAUGGAAAGCCCAAGAAGCAGGAUGAGCCAUUCAAGACUCGUGAGCAGAGCAGCGUGGACCAGUUGUUGAGGCCACGUCGCUCACUUCAGGAUGUCCGGCCCGCCGACAACGGAAGAAUAUCUUCAGAUCGUGCAUCUACAAGGAGUUCCGAGCGGGCUAGGUCUGUCAACAGCGACAAACGGUCCGCGAUUGGCACCAAGGGGUCACCCGUACAGUUGGAUGAGGACGAAGAGCCCAACGUCAAGAUUCAGAGGUCUGUUGCACCAGCUCAACUACCGCCACCGAGGCAACGUGCGGGUGUGCCACCGAUCAACCUCGAGCUGGAUGAGGAAGAGUAUGUGGAGAAAGCCAGACGGAGAAUCGAGAAGCUGCACGGCGGCACCGGUCAAGGUGACCGUCACGACAUGAACGGCAUCAACGGUGUCUUCCAGAAACAGACUCCUAGGAGACAUCUCGAUGCACCUGUGCUGCCGGCUCGGACUGCUGAGCAGCCCACUGAUCGAAUCACGAAAUCCACGACUUCCCACGGACGCAAUGGCGACAGGACUCGCAACAUUGGCGAAGAAGCCGACCACAGAUUGGCGGACUCAUUUCGUCGGAGCGAUGGCAGCGAGAAAAAGCCAAAGCAGAGGAAGCUCAUCGAGCAAAUGCAAGGUACUUCUGGCACGAAGAGGGUCAGUCUUCAGAGCGAAGACGAUGAGCUGGACGGUCCUCCAACCGUGCGCGGCACGAAGUCGCGCAAUGCGUCGCCUGACAAGCCAGCUCCAGCUGGACAGAGGAAGCAGACCACACCUGAAGGUGUUAGUAUGUCGCAGUAUUACGAGCCGUCCAGCAUCAAACCGACCGGUUUCACUCGCGGUGGACAGCCGCUUUCGAAGAUAACAUCGGAACUCACGUCCAAGCCAGAAGAGGAUGACUCUGACGAGAUACGGGUACCCAUCAGUUGCAUACUAUGCAAGGCUUUCGUUUCCACUGAAAAGGGACUUGAACUUGUGUGGGACGAAGAUUUGAAAGCAUUCGUCGUGGUCCAUCAAAGACUAAAAGUGCGCAUUCUUGACGGCCCUCUUGUCAAGAUCGGAAAUCAAGAAGUAAAUUCGUGGUCUGGCUCACGUGAAUGCCUGAUCGUGUGGCUGCGUGGACCAGCAACCGAUACCAGCAGCGGUCAGAUCGUCAUCGAGUUCGAUGACGAAGAGGGCCUGUCCGUCUGCUAUAACGCCUUUCGUUCUCUCAACGAGUCGCUGAAAUACAAUCGUGUCGCCACCGACACUCUUGUGCGUAUUUUGACCAAGCAGAAGGUCGAGAUGACCGAAGUGCACGAGAAAAUGAAGAGUAAAUCCACGGCAGCUCGGAUCACACAAAAUGGUCGGUUCAACUAUCGACCUCGACAGUCUUUUGAAGAGGAGCAGAUCGUAUACGAAGGCGAUGGUGAACCUCAGCCACGUCGACCCAAAGCUCGAGAUCGCAUGCAAGGGGCCAGUCUGGCCGAAGUGAUCAACCAUGACAGCUUCCAGGACUCGCAACAAAUACACGAGCGGGAUGGAGAGGUCUCAAGGCACUUUGACCAACCAAGGAGGACAACUCGUCAAACGAAGCCAGCACCAGUCGAAGAGCGGACACCAUCUCCGGUCAGAUGGACCCGAGUCAAUAACCCUAAGCGAUGGAGUCAUCCCGUUGUCUAUCCAGAUCAAGGUCUGCGCCGUGUCACGGUCGACUUUGAGGAUCUCGAACGCCUUGACGAGGGCGAGUUCUUGAACGACAACGUGGUCAAUUUCGAACUACGGCAGAUUGAGGAGAAUAUGGCGCCUGAGCAUAAGGCGAAGGUGCACUUCUUCAACACGUAUUUCUUCUCCUCAAUGUCGCACAAGAACGGCAAGAAAGACUUCAACUACGAAGCAGUGGAGCGAUGGACCAAAAAGACUGAUCUCUUCAACAUUCCAUACGUUGUCGUACCCAUCAACGUUGAGUUGCACUGGUUUGUCGCCAUCAUAUGCAACUUGCCUGCCAUUGAGCGCAAGUGUGGUGCCCUGGACGAUCUCGACGAGGGUCUUGAAGAAAAGCCAUCGGAGACGAAUGGAGCCGAGCAGCCUGAUGCCAAAGAGAGUGGUGCAGAGCCUGAUGCUCAAGUCGAAGCAAAUUCAUCUGUUAGAGCUGCCGACAGUCCAGCAGGCGACGUUUUCGAUUUUGGCGACGAUGGCAAAGUAGCUGCCACUCAAGCCAACGACUUAGACGACGCUGCCUCCGACAGUCGGCCGAGCACCGCGAAAAGCAAGAAAACAAAGAAGAAAGGACCCAAUCUACGCAAGUAUGACACCCGACAGCCGAUCAUCAUGUCCCUGGACUCCUUCGCAAUUCAAAGAUCAGCCGAGAUCAAAUACUUGAAGCUGUACGUAAGUGCAGAAGCCAAAACCAAACGUGGCAUUUCGUUGGAACCGGGCACCCUCCAAGGCAUGUCCGCGAAGGGCAUUCCAGAGCAACCCAACUUCUGUGAUUGUGGUGUGUACUUGCUGGGCUACGUCGCCGAAUUCGCCAAGGAUCCUGACACCUUUGUCAAGAAGGUCUUAACCAGAGAGAUGGACCGUGAGAACGACUUUGCCAGUUUUGAUGCUUCUGCCAAGAGAGUCGAGAUCCGUGAAAAACUGCUGAACCUUCAGACCGAGCAAGACGCUGAGCGGCGAGCACAGAAGAAGGCAAAGGCUGCUGCAAAGGCCGGCCAGACUCCAAAGACUCAGAACACGUCAGCCGCGGCAUCAGGCAAAUCGGUUGCCCCGGCUUCCACCAUUCAGAAGUCGGGCACACAGUCUAACGUCAAAAAGGCUCCACCGAGUAUGCCUCGAUCGUCGCUUUGCCCUCCAGCGAACGGCGAGCGCUCAAAGAAGCUUGCACGUGACAAUGAUAGCGAAGAGCUAGAAGUGGAGCCACCAAGUUUUGUCGGCAAGGGCAAGGAAGACACCUCUCUAGGCUCGUCCGGGGUGCAAACGCCAGCUGUCCAAGAUGAUGACGAUGAGGCCGAAGAUGAGAUGUUGAUGGGCCAAGUGGAAUCUGGAGGUGCAAAUCGACAUCUCUCCAAGGCCGCCACACCACGGCAGCAGCAACAUCCACCGUCUGAUGUAUACAAUCGCGAUCUUCCAAUCGCUUCCGGUGGUCGACGAAGCGACCUCGUGAGCCCCUUGGCAGGCUUGGAGCAAUGGGCGACGAACGGGGAAACCAAUGGUGUCCAAGGAGACGGGCCUGAGAUCAUCGACCUCGGCGACGAGGAGCAUGAGAAUGCCACAGUGGAGAUACCUGACUCGCAAGAGGUCUCACAGCCUGCGACUAAAGGCAGUCGCAGGCGCAUGCGGUUUUAG
Messenger RNA from Zasmidium cellare ATCC 36951, 4035 nucleotides. RefSeq lists its product as uncharacterized. The transcript is spliced from 2 exons. The coding region runs from base 1 to 4035 and encodes 1344 amino acids. Gene Ontology annotation, molecular function: SUMO-specific endopeptidase activity. Lineage: Eukaryota; Fungi; Ascomycota; Dothideomycetes; Mycosphaerellales; Mycosphaerellaceae. Gene Ontology annotation, biological process: protein desumoylation. Gene Ontology annotation, cellular component: cytoplasm; nucleus. The record is from RefSeq and is a predicted model, not a curated record.